CAUAUAAAAUAAACAGAAAGAAGAACCAAAACGACUAUUUAUAAACUUAAAUUCAAGAAAAAAUUAAGUGAAAAUUUUGAUGGUGAUGAUGAAGAUAUGUAAGUGGAUGCAUGAGCUGAAACCAGUCUUAUUAAUGGUGAUUGUUCAAUUCUGCUUUGCUGGGAUAAAUGUUUUUUACAAAUUAGCUGCCUACGAUGGUAUGAGCUUGAAGGUUCUUAUAGCUUACAGAUUCAUUUUUGCCAUUCUUUUCUUGAUUCCUCUUGCUCUUAUCUUUGAGAGGAAGAGCAGGCCUAAACUUACAUGGACUAUCAUUUUUCAAGCAUUUUUAUGUGGUUUCUUUGGGGGAUCAUUGACUCAAAAUUUGUAUGCUGAAAGUUUGGUAUUGACAUCGGCAACAUUUGCUUCUGCCAUGACUAAUCUUAUACCAGCAGUCACCUUUAUCUUAGCCGUUUCUUUCAGGUUGGAGAAAUUGAAAUUGAAAAGCAAAGCAGGAAAUGCAAAACUGAUAGGCACAAUAGUAUGUCUUGGUGGGGCAAUGCUACUAACAUUUUACAAAGGAUCAGAAAUUAAAAUAUGGUCAAUACACAUAAAUUUGAUGAAAAUGAUCAAACCUCAAGGAGGACACGUGGCAUCAUCAAGUAGCACUCAGAUUUUGGGAAGCAUAUUAGCUUUAAUAAAUUGCUUCUCAUUUUCUCUAUGGUUAAUUAUUCAAGCAAAAAUGAGUGCAAAUUAUCCAUGUCCUUAUUCAAGUACUGCUUUGAUGACAAUAAUGGCUGCAAUUCAACAAGUUAUUUUCACUCUUUGCACUGAGAAAGAUUGGAAUCAAUGGAAAUUAGGUUGGAACAUAAGGUUUUUUGCAUCAGCUUAUGCGGGAAUUAUAGUGCAUGGUAUGAUGAUAACUCUCAUGAUUUGGUGUGUGAGAUUAAAAGGACCAUUAUACACAUCAGCUUUUUACCCUCUCAUGCUCCUUUUCACUGCCUUGGCUGGUCCUUUGUUAAUCGAUGAAAAUCUACACGUUGGAAGCAUACUGGGAGCAACAUUGAUAGUGUGUGGACUAUAUGCAGUGUUAUGGGGUAAAAAUAAAGAAAUGAAGAAAAUUUCUCUGCUUACACCACCCAAAAUCUCCCAAGAAAUUGAAACCAUUAUUAGUCCAACUCAAAAUUGCAACAGAGGUGCACUUUUAGAUCAACAUUUAUCCGAUAAGAUAAAUGGAAAUGAAGAAAAAGUGUAAUUUUCAUUUUGUUAAAACAAAUCAAUGUAGGUAGCAAUGAACUAGCACACGAAAACAUUGAUUACCGGAAUAGAAGACGGAAAAAUGUUAUUUUUUAUAAAAAUAUUUUAAAAAUAUAGAGUUUGAAGAGUUUUGACGAAGAAAGUUUAUGUACACAUAUUCUGGCAA
Messenger RNA from Mercurialis annua (annual mercury), 1399 nucleotides. Its product is annotated as WAT1-related protein At1g68170-like. The record is from RefSeq and is a predicted model, not a curated record. Bases 80 to 1231 code for a protein of 383 amino acids. Gene Ontology annotation, molecular function: transmembrane transporter activity. Gene Ontology annotation, cellular component: plasma membrane. NCBI's taxonomy places the organism in Eukaryota, Viridiplantae, Streptophyta, Magnoliopsida, Malpighiales, Euphorbiaceae. The transcript has 6 exons.